Toxorhynchites rutilus septentrionalis is the source of this 913-nucleotide messenger RNA. It is a transcript of the gene Vps29, whose product is annotated as vacuolar protein sorting-associated protein 29. Gene Ontology annotation, biological process: intracellular protein transport; retrograde transport, endosome to Golgi. The record is from RefSeq and is a predicted model, not a curated record. Bases 245 to 793 code for a protein of 182 amino acids. NCBI's taxonomy places the organism in Eukaryota, Metazoa, Arthropoda, Insecta, Diptera, Culicidae. Gene Ontology annotation, cellular component: retromer complex; endosome. The transcript is spliced from 2 exons.
UGAUUUGUCAUCGUACGAAGGGAAGGAGGAUUAUUUUCAGUGUUAUCACAAAACAAAAUCGUUAAGUGGCCGACGGGGAUACACAAAUAUAGAUCAAUUAGGAUCGGUCGUUUGAAUUGCUUUUAACGCAUUGGAAUGAUAUUUAGAUAGUUAAUAAUAAAGUGAAAACAUUCUCUUGCAAGAUUUCAUCCACUGAAUCCUAAUUGUUGAUUAAUAUUUAUUGAAAUAUUAUAUUACACAAAAAAUGCUGGUGCUAGUACUAGGCGAUUUGCAUAUUCCUCAGAGGUGCAGCAGUUUACCGGCCAAAUUUAAAAAGCUGCUGGUUCCGGGACGUAUCCAUCAUAUCCUGUGCACUGGGAAUCUGUGCAGCAAAGAAUCGUUCGAUUAUCUAAAAACAUUGGCUAACGAUGUGCAUAUUGUACGUGGUGAUUUUGACGAGAACAUGAAUUACCCAGAGCAGAAGGUUGUUACCGUGGGUCAGUUUCGAGUAGGCUUAACCCACGGCCAUCAGGUUGUUCCAUGGGGUGAUCCGGAGGCAUUAGCACUGAUCCAGCGGCAGCUUGAUGUGGAUAUCUUGAUAUCCGGGCACACCCAUAAAUUCGAGGCAUACGAGCACGAGAAUAAGUUCUACAUUAAUCCAGGAUCCGCCACGGGAUCUUAUUCCGCACUCGAUUCUGCCGUCAUUCCGUCGUUCGUUCUGAUGGACAUCCAAAGCACGACUGUUGUGACUUAUGUUUACCAACUUGUAGGAGACGAUGUUAAAGUAGAACGGAUUGAGUAUAAGAAAAAUUAGCCAGCCAAGUUAUAUUUUGUAUAUAUUAUUGAUCUAUGUUACUAUGUAUUUGACUAAUCUCUGAGGCAAUAAAUGCAUUCUAUCGAAUUACAUAUCAUGUCGUUCCUAGAGUGGUAAAAA